Symbiodinium pilosum is the source of this 1425-nucleotide messenger RNA. Lineage: Eukaryota; Dinophyceae; Suessiales; Symbiodiniaceae. The record is from the annotation of a GenBank genome assembly.
GGAAAGAAGGACGCAUCACAGAUGAUGAUGUUUCUAUCCACCUGCAGAGGGUUUGGAGACCCCACCUUCAAAAACCCGGAUCCUAUAGUCAUCGCCACCCCAGAUGUCAAAACAGUCGACCUGGUGCCCGAAGACUGGGCCUGCGUCUUGGGAAGCGAUGGCAUCUUCGAUGCCCUCAGUGACCAGGAGGUGGCAGACAUCAUUUGGCGUGCCAUGGCCGGCCAGGGCAAGGAUGCAGUCAGGGCGGCCAAGGAAGUCGUGCAGACGGCCCUGCGCAAAGGAAGCCGUGAUAAUGUCACCGCUGUUAUUUGCCGGUUCGGGUGGGCCAGCCCUCCUGAGAUGGACUCAGCGGUGGCUGCUGUCAUCUCUUCAUCUGGAUUGGAGAACACUGCCUUCGCUCCGCCAGUGGAGUGGGGGGCUUGGAAUGGUGAAAACAGCGGACAGUUCCUACAAGGCUUGUGCACACAAGACAUGCAGAGCCUUCAGAUCAUGCGGUCCGCGGGCCAUGCUGUGUUGCCAGCAGCCUUCCUCUCUCCCAAAGGCAAAGUACUUUGUGACACGCUGGUCCAGCAGGUGGACAAACACGAAUACUUCGUUGAUUGCCACAAAGAGUCAGCAACGCCGCUGCUUCGGCUACUGCUGCGGCACCGCCUACGACAGCCGCUAACGAUCGAGAAUAUCACAAAGAGCUACCUGCCUUGUGCUGUGCUUCCGGUUGACGCAGAAGCCCAAGGUGAAGCAGAGACCAAAGGCGAAAAGCUGGACCCCACGGAUUUCUUUCCAGAUCCUCGCUUCGCAGGGCUGGGCCACAGAGCAGUCUUGUCUACGAAAUCAUCAACCCCAGCACCACUGAUGACAGUUUCUGACUACCACCAGUGGCGUGUGCGCUGUGGUGUUCCAGAGGGACCUCGUGAUUUAAAAGUCGAUGAGAUCAUGCCCUUGCAUGUGAACAUGGAGCUUUUAAACUUUGUGUCAUUCUCGAAGGGCUGCUAUGUGGGCCAAGAGCUUCUGACACGCACCAAGCACAGAGGUGCUGUACGCCGGCGCGUUUUCAUCGCUGUUGCGGCUGACUAUGGCUCAGAUCAGGUCGCGAAGCUUCGACAGGUCCUGAAGCAGUUGGACCCCGGCUCCCCAGUAACUGCAAGCUGCAUCAUACCAAUAGAGGAGCCUUUGGGCCAUGAUGUGGCUUCCGAGGCGUUGGCAGUGUUUUCCCGGCGUGACCAGUCUGACCUCAAGCAAAUCGGGGUGCUCCAGUCAGCUUGCCAGAACUUGGCACUUUGCUUAUUGCGGUGCGAUGGGGAUUUCAAUCAUCCCAAAAGCUUCGAGAACCCACCUGUGCCAGAGGACACUGAGAUUGUGACAGCAUCAGGUCGGUCACAAAUACUGAUGCGGGCUCCUCCGUAUGCCUUUGUGCAAACAGAGUAG